ACGCGUUUGCUUGAAACAGAACGUUCCAUGCCGCUUUAUCUUUCUUUUUAUAAUCUGUGUAUUCGUCCCCGAUCGUGAGGAUUUUUUUGCCGCUUACACAACAAUUACAACAAAUUAGAGUGAUAAAUACGACAAUAUUUUAAUAAAAUAAUAAGAAAUGGCGGCGCAGCUUUUCAAUCGUAUUGGUCAAGUUGGUUUGGGAGUAGCACUUGUGGGAGGUGUUGUCAACUCUGCUCUAUACAAUGUUGACGGUGGUCACAGAGCAGUCAUUUUCGACAGAUUUCAAGGUGUCAAAAAUUUGGUGGUUGGUGAGGGCACCCAUUUCUUCGUUCCUUGGGUACAAAGGCCCAUCAUCUUUGACAUAAGGUCUCGGCCCAGAAACGUUCCCACUAUCACGGGAAGCAAAGAUCUCCAGAAUGUAAACAUCACACUACGUAUCCUGUUCAGACCAGUGCCAGACCAGCUGCCCAAGAUCUACACAAUCCUUGGUGUAGACUAUGAUGAAAGAGUACUUCCAUCAAUCACAGCUGAAGUACUAAAGGCAGUUGUUGCACAGUUUGACGCUGGCGAGCUUAUUACGCAGAGAGAGGUUGUGUCACAGAAAGUGAAUGAGAGUCUGACAGAGCGAGCGGGCCAGUUCGGUCUUAUCUUGGAUGACAUUUCCAUCACUCACUUGACAUUUGGCAAAGAGUUCACACAGGCCGUCGAGUUGAAGCAGGUGGCACAACAGGAGGCUGAGAAGGCCAGAUUCCUGGUUGAGAAAGCUGAGCAGCAGAAGAAGGCUGCUGUUAUUGCGGCUGAGGGUGAUGCACAGGCGGCUGUUCUUCUGGCCAAGUCGUUCGGCAGUGCCGGCGAGGGUCUCGUCGAACUGCGUCGUAUCGAAGCCGCGGAAGACAUUGCCUACCAACUAUCCAAAUCCCGCAACGUUACUUACCUACCCCAAGGACAAAAUGUCCUCUUAAACCUCCCCACGCAAAACUAAAAUGCCGUUCAAAUAUAACUGAAAUUAUUGGAUAAUGUACAGUAAGAUAGGGGUUGGUUUGGUUCCGUGCAAUUGCAUUUUUACUUCCACAAAAUAAUUUAAGUAUGUUGCAUUUCCAAGACUAAUGGUAUGGUUCCACCAAUAGAUAGUAGUCAUUUAUUAGUUUUAUGAAAAAUUGUAAUUACACAUUACUAUACUUUUGUUGAAAACAA
Messenger RNA from Pectinophora gossypiella (pink bollworm), 1194 nucleotides. RefSeq names its product protein l(2)37Cc (gene Phb1). The transcript has 6 exons. NCBI's taxonomy places the organism in Eukaryota, Metazoa, Arthropoda, Insecta, Lepidoptera, Gelechiidae. Gene Ontology annotation, biological process: mitochondrion organization. Gene Ontology annotation, cellular component: membrane; mitochondrion. The coding region runs from base 158 to 982 and encodes 274 amino acids. The record is from RefSeq and is a predicted model, not a curated record.